AUGACAUUGAAAAAAGUAUAUGGAAGCUUUAAUCAAACUAAGGAUAUCGAAAAAACACAACAGUAUUGUUUUGAAUGUCAAAUUGAAGCAGUGGGAGAUUAUGAAAAGAUAUCUGAAAGCGGGAUUGCAGAAGACUGGGCCAUCCUCUCAUUUGAAAACUAUAUGGAGUAUGGUUCUCCAAACUAUUUAAUACCAUCCCCAUCUCAGGUAUUAAAGGUGAAUCCGCAAAAUUCAGAAACCAUUCCAGAUAAUUAUUCUUGCUUUGUAUUUGGGCUUUCCAUUCCUUCACCAUACAUGAAAUCUGAUAUUGAAAAGUGUAAAGAUACUGGAGUUCCAUAUGAACAGAUACUGAGAUUGAUUCCUGACACUCAGUUUUCUAUGAGUUUAGGAUGGCUAUCUGACAAGAGAAUAUCAGAUUUCAUCAUUCCCCAUUUUGUAAAUACCUGCUCCUCAAACUCUGGAUCACCCUUAUUAACUUGUAAUAUUACUGUUUCUGAUGUUAUGAGAUUGCCUGUUAAUGAUCCUCUUCAAAAACCUCAAAAUGUGAGAGAUUUCAUUAAGAGCCAAACUUUUAACAAUAAGGUCAUUGGAAUUCAUUGUUCUCACAACGAAGAAAUCAAUUAUGCUUGCUCUGUAUUGAAAUGGUUUCUGCCAUACUACCAAAUUGUCUUUUCUCAAAACAGAGAAAGAUUUACGGAGGACGAUGUUGAAAUGAUUGAGAAUGAAUAUGUGGAAUAUCAAAACAGUCAAUUUAAUUAA
This is a messenger RNA of Naegleria gruberi, 759 nucleotides long. RefSeq lists its product as uncharacterized. The record is from RefSeq and is a predicted model, not a curated record. NCBI's taxonomy places the organism in Eukaryota, Heterolobosea, Eutetramitea, Acrasida, Naegleriidae. The transcript has a single exon. Bases 1 to 759 code for a protein of 252 amino acids.